This is a messenger RNA of Labrus bergylta (ballan wrasse), 2444 nucleotides long. RefSeq names its product Ras-related and estrogen-regulated growth inhibitor-like protein. The record is from RefSeq and is a predicted model, not a curated record. Lineage: Eukaryota; Metazoa; Chordata; Actinopteri; Labriformes; Labridae. Gene Ontology annotation, molecular function: GTPase activity; GTP binding.
GAGACGAGAUUGUUUGUUGCCAUCUUGUUUUCUAAUUCAGAUUUCUAAUUUUUGUUUUGCUCUUAAAAUUCAAAUUUUCCGCUCCUUAGUCGCUGCAUGCAGGUCUGAGGCUGCACCCUGUUCAACAUGCUCUUCAUGUAGAGUGUAAUACAAUAACUUUGGUUGUGAUUUGGCUUUACAAUAGUAAAACACUGAUUGAUUAAUAUCAGGAUCUGGAGCGAAUAAAAAAAUGACACAAUAAAAUGAUAAUCUAUUCUUCAAGUAAAGGUUGAAAAUACCCAAAUCGAGAAUAUCUGUAACAUUUAAUAGUCCUGCACGUUUAAAGUGAAAUGUUCUACAAAUACAGAAAAUAUUGUGAGUUUUAUGUUAAUAGUUUAUUAUCAGUACAUUCAAAAGUGCACUGUGGUUAACUAAAGUGGAGACAUUUUCAAAGUUGUUUUAUCUGAAAGAACUGUAUUGUUAUCUAAUCAUUAGGCCACACGUGUUAAAUCUUAAGUUAGCAAACUGUCUGAUUAAACACAAACUGCCAAAUCAUGAUUUCCUAUAUUCAUCAUUUCUAACUCAGGUUAAGGUGAUUUGAUAUUUUUUUCAGCAAUAGGCUAUUCUUCUAAAUUCUAGUGAAGUACAAAACAGUCGACACAAACCUUAAAUAGCACAUUAAAAAUGGCAUAUCUACACUUGUUGCCUAUAUGUUGCACUUUAUUAAACUUGCUGAAAUCCCUCAUUGAAUCAUGUGACGCUUUAGUGUGUUUUUAUUUGUUCUUAUGUGCUCUCCUGUAAAUGUUUGUUUGUAUUGUGCUUUUUAUGCUCUCUGUGCAAGGCAAAUUCCCCCUAGGGGCAAUAAAGCUUUCAUUCAUUAAUUCAUGUAGCCAUACAGUAUGCAUCGUUUUAUCAACAUGGUGUUGGUGGUAUGUAACGCUAACGUGCCCCCAGAACAUUCAGUUCUGAGCGUGUUACUCCACGUUGUCUUUUCAAUCAGCUGAUCGCAGGAGCAGGAUCCACGUGAGGGCAGAAUAAUGACAUGAUUGCUGUCGUUGUUGUGGUUGUUGUGAGUGAUUUGUUUCCCCGCCCACUGAGCUCCUUCUUAUAACAAGUGCUGUGAGCCUGCUGCUGCUGACACAUUGCAGAGCUGAGCGGCUCCACACUGCUGCGCCACUGAAGAUGGAGUCCAACAUUGUCGUGAUGGGAACCGAGAGUGUCGGGAAAUCAGCUCUUACUGUGCGCCUCUUAACUCGGAGAUUCAUUGGAGAGUACGGAGAUAUUGAGUCCAUCUACGGCCAUAGUUUCGUGCUGGACGGUAGAGAAAUAACUCUCAAUGUUUGGGACUCUCAUUAUUCUGAGGACUUGUCCGUGGAGACGUCGCUCCUUGAGAAGAAGGUCCAGUGGGCAGACGGUUUUGUUCUCGUCUACAGCAUCUGCGACAGAGCCAGUUUCAACACCGUGAGCCGACUCAUUCAGACCAUCAAGUCCACCAGAGACUGCCUGAACACGGACAAAGUGCCCAUAGUGAUCGUGGGUAAUAAAAGGGACCUCCACCACAGGCGGACGGUGGCGAGCGAGGAGGGCCGUCUGCUCGCUCUCAAAAGCGACUGCCUCUUCUACGAGGUGUCGGCGGCCGAGAACUACCACAGCGUGCUCGUGGUGUUUCAUGGGCUGGUGGACAGGAUGAAGGAUGCCAAACUGACCAUGAAGAGGCCUUCGGGGUUCAAGGGAAUAGUGAAAAGCAUGUCGGCGGUGUUCGCCAGGAGGCGGAUCGACUCUGUUUAGUUAAACACAGACACUGAAGAGGAGGUUUGCUGUGAAUUUGCAUAAGAGAGGUUACAACCUCGUGUGCAGAAAGCUGGAUAGAUAUCGCAGUCUGUCAGAUGAGUCACACGCUGUAGAGCCACAGGAGUCUCAUUGUCUCACACAGACUCCAGAAAAAGCAUGAAAGACUCCGGAGAAGAAGAAAAAAGCCAUGAAGCUUCAGAGAUCAUGAAGUCAAAACAACGUCUCAGAGAUCACAGAGGUUCUCCGGGUGACAGGUUUUGGAAGUUUGCUGCACUUCCAAGAAAAAACGAGAAUAAAAGAAACCGCACAGUGUCAUUAUUUAUAAAGAUACUCGACAUGUUAUUCACUAUAGUGUGCAACAAGGUUUGCUCUAUGUUGUAGCUUAAGACACCAGCUGUGGCUUCAUAUUGGAGGAAAAACCUAUGCACAAAGUAAACGUGCCUUUACUUAACUAUUACGACCAAAGAACAUGUUCAUUAUUAAAGCUCUUCGAUUAAGUGCAACCUUUUUUUUAUUAUUGCUGGAAUAAGUGAACCACUCUGCCUUGUACUUAAAUUCAAAGCGGCACUUGAAUUUAUUUCAGUCUAAACACUGUAAAGCAACACACAAAAAGGGUGUUUCUAUAUAUUGAUGAGUUGAUUGUGGUUCAUUAACUAUGUUUGUCUUUACCUUUU